Messenger RNA from Agrilus planipennis (emerald ash borer), 1207 nucleotides. RefSeq names its product mitochondrial ribosome-associated GTPase 2. The record is from RefSeq and is a predicted model, not a curated record. Bases 96 to 1199 code for a protein of 367 amino acids. Gene Ontology annotation, molecular function: magnesium ion binding; GTP binding; GTPase activity. Gene Ontology annotation, cellular component: mitochondrion. Lineage: Eukaryota; Metazoa; Arthropoda; Insecta; Coleoptera; Buprestidae. The transcript has 4 exons.
UGUCUUGCUUAUCUAUGGUUUUAGUCAGUUUUAGUAUAAUUAUUUUUAAGUUUUAUUUUUUCAUAUUCCUAAUAAAUUAGAUGAAAUAAUUAAAAAUGACCUCCACGAAACUUUUAAAAUCGUUCCUUUGUUUAAAAAGUAGUGUCCGUUAUUGUUGUAAAGUGCCUCAACCACUUCGUAACAUUAAACCGAAGUCUUUGCGAUCUUUUAAUCAAAAUUUUAUAGACCACAUGCAUAUAAAGACGAUAGGGGGUAAUGGAGGCGACGGUUGUAUUUCUUUUCUUAGUGAGUGGGCUAACGAAUAUGCGGGCCCUGAUGGAGGUGACGGAGGCAAUGGUGGUCAUGUGAUUCUUCAAGCAUGCACUUCUGUUAAAGACCUUAAGAAUGUUGAUUCAGUAGUAAAGGCUGAACAAGGAGAAAAAGGUUCCAAUAGAGACUGUCAUGGUAAAAAUGCUGAUCAUACUUUGAUAAAAGUUCCUGUUGGCACAGUUAUAAAAGAUGCAAAUGGCUGCAUUGUUGGAGAUUUAAAAGAAGAAGGUUCAAUGUUUUUAGCGGCUCGUGGAGGAGCGGGCGGAAAAGGCAAUAAAUUUUUUACAAGUCCAACUCAACAAAGUCCAGAUAUUUGUGAGUAUGGUGCAAUCGGUGAAAAUAUAAAUUAUCACAUUGAAAUCAGCAGUAUCGCUCAUAUUGGACUUGUUGGUUUACCCAAUGCGGGUAAAAGUACUCUUUUGCAAGCAAUUUCUAGAGCUCGACCCAAAAUAGCCCCCUAUCCCUUCACAACUCUAAAACCACAUAUAGGAAUGGUUCUUUAUAAUGAUUAUGAACAAAUAGCUGUUGCAGACUUACCGGGAUUAAUAGAAGACUCACAUAAAAAUAAAGGAUUAGGUAUUCAAUUUUUGAGACACAUAGAACGAUGUUCUGUCUUACUUUUUAUAUUGGACAUGUCAUUAGAUCAACCUUGGAAUAGUUUAGAUAUAUUAAAAAACGAAUUAUCACAUUACAGUAAUAAUUUAUUACAACGUUCACAAUUAGUUGUAGCAAAUAAAAUUGACCUUUUGGAUAGAAACGAUAAACUCAAACAGUUAAGAGAUAAAACAGAUUUAGAGGUUUUUCCUUUGAGUGCUAAAACUGGUCAAAACGUCGGUGGUUUGUUACAAAAAAUUAGGAUAUUGUACGAUAAAAAUGUAAAUAAAACUUAAAAUACUUA